This is a messenger RNA of Apus apus (common swift), 5827 nucleotides long. RefSeq names its product vasoactive intestinal peptide receptor 1 (gene VIPR1). Bases 61 to 1458 code for a protein of 465 amino acids. The record is from RefSeq and is a predicted model, not a curated record. Gene Ontology annotation, molecular function: G protein-coupled peptide receptor activity; peptide hormone binding; vasoactive intestinal polypeptide receptor activity. Gene Ontology annotation, cellular component: plasma membrane. Gene Ontology annotation, biological process: adenylate cyclase-modulating G protein-coupled receptor signaling pathway; cell surface receptor signaling pathway. Lineage: Eukaryota; Metazoa; Chordata; Aves; Apodiformes; Apodidae. The transcript is spliced from 13 exons.
GCGCUCAGGCCGGCGGCGGGAGCUCCGCGCUGCCCGCAGCCGCCCCGCCGGCAGGUCGGGAUGCGGGGUGUCCCCCGCUCCGGCAGGAUGGGGGGUACCAGCCUGGGGGGUACCAGCCUGGGGGUCCCGCCGCUGCUGCUGCUGCUGCUGCUGUUCGGCUGCUUCUUCCCUGCGGCAUCCAGCACACGCCCGGAGUGCAGCAUCAUGCAGGAGAUUGAAGAGGAGCGCAGCCAGUGCCUGGCAGAGCUUACUGGGGAUAACCAGACCUCAGGCUGCAGGAGGCAAUGGGACAACAUCACCUGCUGGCCUGAAGCAGAAGUGGGAGAAGUCGUGGUGCGCCCGUGCCCAAAGUACUUCAGAUUCCUCACCACUUUUCAGGGGAAUGUGACCAGGAAUUGUACAAGCCAGGGCUGGACAGACGUGUACCCUGCGCCGUAUGCCGUAGCUUGUGGGUAUGACUCCAACAGCACUCCAGGGGAAGAGCAAACGGCGUUCUACGGCACGGUCAAGACCGGCUACACCAUUGGACACACUUUAUCACUCAUAGCUCUCACAGCUGCCAUGAUCAUUUUGUGUCUCUUCAGAAAACUGCACUGUACCCGAAACUAUAUUCAUAUGCACCUCUUCAUGUCCUUCAUCAUGAGGGCCAUUGCUGUCUUCAUAAAAGAUGUCAUCCUCUUUGAAAGUGGAGAAUCUGAACACUGCUUUGUGAGUUCAGUAGGCUGCAAAGUCAUGAUGGUUUUCUUCCAGUACUGCGUCAUGGCCAACUUCUUCUGGCUCCUGGUGGAGGGGUUGUAUCUUCACACCCUGUUGGUCAUCUCCUUCUUUUCAGAGAGGAAGUACUUUUGGUGGUACAUCUUGAUUGGCUGGGGUGCCCCCUCUGUGUUCAUCACUGCUUGGACUAUUGUCAGGAUUUACUUUUUCGAUGUUGGGUGCUGGGAGGAAGUAGUGGAAUCCCCAUUCUGGUGGAUCAUUAAAACUCCUAUUUUGGUGUCCAUUUUGGUCAACUUCAUCCUCUUCAUUUGCAUCAUCCGUAUCUUAGUCCAGAAGCUGCAUUCCCCAGAUGUUGGACACAAUGAAACCAGCCAAUAUUCGAGACUGGCCAAGUCCACCUUGCUGCUGAUCCCCCUCUUUGGCAUUCACUACAUCAUGUUUGCUUUCUUCCCUGACAACUUCAAAGCAGAAGUUAAGCUGGUCUUUGAGCUCGUGGUUGGGUCGUUCCAGGGAUUUGUGGUGGCUGUUCUGUACUGUUUUCUCAACGGGGAGGUCCAAGCUGAGCUCAAGCGGAAGUGGCGGAGGUGGCACCUGGAGCGGUUCCUGGGCUCAGACAUGAAGUACCACCACCCUUCCUUGGGCAGCAACGGCACCAACUUCAGCACCCAGAUCUCCAUGCUGACCAAGUGCUCACCAAAGACACGCCGGUGCUCUGGCUUCCAGGCUGAAUUCUCUCUGGUGUGAUAUGGGGAGGCUCUCCAAGCACUGAGCAUCCAAAGAGAGGAACUGAGACGGAAGGAUCUCCAGGAAUCAGCCACAUGAUGCUCCCCAUGAGCCAACAGAGGACACACAACUGGAAAAGCCACUGGCAUCCAGAACAAGACCAGACAAGCCAAGAGGCAGAGAAACACUUUUCCUCUCCCUCUUUUCAGACCUUUCACUCUUACGUUUCAAGCCCGCAGGGGUUGAUAAGCAUGAGUAAAGGUCUCAGACACUUGAGGAGAGCCUGAGAGAUCCUGAUGUGCCAUAAAUAAUGAAGUACAGGGGGUAAGGGAGGGGACAGCCUGGGUCCUUGAUGGCUUUACCAGAACUGGCAUCUCUGAAACAGAAAAAAUGCACUUUUUAAAAAAAAAAAUGAGCCAGUAAAGGAGAGAGGGAGACAAGAAGCAGGGAAAAAAAAACAAGCCAAACAUAUGAAAGCGCCAAAAGUCCAGUUGAUAAGAGGUGGUGAUAAGACACCAAAGACAGAGUUGGGGACACGGGGAGAAGGGACAGGAGGAACACGAGCAGGAAGGGCAGAGGCCAGCACGUGGUCCCUGCCUCUGCAUUUUACACAUGUGAAGAUGAAGCAGCAGCACCAGGAAAGCCCCUUGGAGGAUGCCCCACCUCUGUGGUGUGUUCUGCUCCUUGCCAACCAUCUUCAUUGGCCAAAGCUUUCCAAGCUCCUUGGGUGCCCUCUGGAAAAGCAGGUUGCUGAGAAGGAACAGCGUGGAUGCCCUUCCCUGCACUGUGUUCAUCAUGGUCUGGUUGGUUGUUUUCAAUGAGCAGGAAACUCAAUUUGCAUGUAUAAAAACCAGGUACAGAUGCCAAAAGCAGAGCACGGCUGUGUCUUUCAUCCUUUUUUAAGUUCACCUCUAAAUCUUGGUGCAUUAAGACACCCAGGAUCAUUAGGGAUCAGGAGAAAACAAUUGGUCUGGAAUUCGUUUGCACUUGCUUAGCACACACUGCCAGGAAAGGGAGAUGUAGAACCCUGUAAUCCUUAAUUGGAUCAGACCCACCGUAAGGAGCCACUCUCCAGAUGAAAAAGAAUAGCUUCACAGCAGCAAGCAGAAUUGCUUUCAUCAGAACAGGGUUGUCUCAGCACGUAACUGGCACUCCAGGAGUCAGGAAGGAGUGAAGAAGCUAUUAAAUUGAUUUCUUCUUCAGCUUUUGCAGGGAGCUUUCAUCCUAUGAUGAAGGCAUUGUUAGAUCUUUAAGAUGUGCAUGUGUAUUCUGCCUCUUUUCUGAAGGCCUAUUAGUUUCCAUCUAGAGGCCAUCCCUGUUUGAAGAGCACACAGAGAUCCUGUUGAAACGAAGGGAAGUUCUGUUUUUCUUUUAUUUUCUUGGUGGAGUGGAGAAGGAGAGAUUUGUAACCAAAUCCUGCUCGGACAGGCCAGGCUGGUGGUUUGCAGUGCAUCACAUGCAGCUCACUCUCCCAGGCCCUGCAUUUGACACAGUUCCUACAAUCCCAAACUCAGUCAGAAGACCAGACAUGCUCCUGUGUGUGUCCCACCCAACUGCAUCGAACUGGGUUGCAUCAGUUUUACACCAAGGGUGGGAAAUCCCUGCUCAGCUUGUGUGUACACUUAGGGGUUGGACUGCUGUCCUCCUGCUGCAACAUGUCACAGCACUGUCCUUGUGAAGGAGAGGCUGGGUCACCAGUGCAUGUCCAUGGGAAGGAAGGUGGGCUUCUCAUUGAGACAUCUUGACUUAGCCACUUCUUUUUCUUCUUUAUGAAAUGUAGUUCAUUGAAAGGAAACAUCUGGAGAAGAGAAGGCUCUGGGGAGACCUUGGAGCACUUUCCAGUACCUGAAAGGGCUCCAGGAAAGCUGAAAGCUGGCAAGUGACUUUUUACAAGGGCAUGCAGUGAUAGGACAAGGGGGAGUCUCUUAAAACUGGAACAGGGGAGAAUUAGAUGAAAUAUUAAGAAGACUUUCUUUCCUGUAUGGAUGUUGAGACCCUGGUCCAGGUUGCCCAGGGAAGCUGUGGCUGCCCCAUCCCUGGCAGUGUUGAAGGGCAGGUUGGGUGGGGCUGGGAGCAGCCUGGGCUGGUGGGAGGUGUCCCUGCCCAUGCAGGGGGGUUGGAAGUAGAUGAUCUUUAAGGUCCCUUCCAACCCAAACCAUUCUGUGAUGCUGUGAUCUUUAACUUGGUGGGUUUAAGGUUGGUUUUUAUUGCUUAUUUGCUUGCCCUAAGCAUCUGUGAUUCACUGCCAAGAAACCACACUGAGCCAAGGAAGAGAGUUGCAGGUCUGGACAUCCAGUUCCUUUCUCAUUUCUGAGAAGGCAGUUGUUCCAUGCCACAACCCUCCCAGAGCUAUACCUAUUAUUGUCUGAGCUUGAUGCUUCCAAAGUAUUUCUCCAUGUGCAGGACUGAGACCAGUGCAGAGGGCUGAAGCCACUAAGGGGCAUGAGGGACUCUGCUACAAUUGCCACAGAGGGUAGAUGUGCAGUCAGGAGUUUUCAGUGAGCUUGCUCAGAGGCUGUCAGAGUGCAGCCAUGGCUACCCAGCCUGCAAAACCUAAGAGGACAGAUAGAUAUUGUGAGGACAGUCAUGAGCUCCCUGGUCCUGGAAUUAAAGUGCUGAUGAGACCCCAGGCUAGCCAAGUGCAAGCCCUCUCUUGGCUAUGUUACACUGAAACCUUACUAGCAGUUAGAAUCCAAGACUGACAUGCCCUAAGAUCAUCAAAAUUCUCUCUUAGCAGCUCUCUAAUGCCCAAAAUGCAGAGGAACCAAGAGGAUGCUUAAAAUUCCCCCUUGUUGCUUGUACUGAAGUUCUUGUGCUGUGACACCCCAGGAACAAGGGCCCUGGUGAGGUUCUCAGAGGCAAAGACCCUCUUUGUGUUUGGUGUUGGUGCUGCUCUGGUGAGUGCUUUCAGACUUGGAGUGGGGCUCACAGAGAAGUCCCACCAGUCCCACCAGUUCAUCUUCUGUGCCUGGUUCAAAACAACAAGGAUUUGACCAAGCAUCUGCAUUUUCACCAGGUGAAUGGCUGCAAGGAGGCCUAGAAGAAGCAGGAGAAAGCUCUCUCUCAGCUUCCAAGUUGUCCCACUUGGUGUAAAGUGCUUCCUCUCACUGGUUCAGAGUUUGAAAGUCUGGGAAAGAUUUGAAUCAUCAAGCUGCAAAGCCAUUCACCCUCCUUGUCUGUCAUGGUAGCUAUUUGUGCCCAACAAAACCCGUGGGCUGCAGCAGAGCUCUGCCCAGGCUUGUUAUGAGUUGCCUAAGGUGUGAACUCAAACCCCAGGUCCCAGACAAGCAGAGGAGGAGUUUGAGCACAAAGCUGCUGAGCAGAAGUGACUCACCAUUGCCAGCAACCCCCUUUGUGAGAUGUGAGGGGACUCCCUCCCAUCUGCCUUAGGCAGCCUUGCUGGGGCAGAAGGUCCAUCUCUGUGAGCCAUGAGACACACUGUGCAUUUUCUCUCUGUUCUUCACUUUCCUUUUCCUCUCCCUCUGCUUGGAACUCCAUUCACAGGAGGACCUUCUGUACUUAGAGCUUCUCUUCCAUUCCAGCCCUGUACCAACCUGUGCCAGCACCAACCACAUGCCAAAGUCAAUGAGACUAGACUUGCCUUUUAGAGGCAUGACAGGGAGAAAUUCAGCUGAUUAUUCACCCAUGCCACAGGGCAUUCUGCAGCCAGGGGCUCCUUCAAAAAAACGUUGACUGCAUUAACAUGCCAGGAAUGGGGCCCCUAGGAAUCCUACUUGUAAUUAUUUCAUCAUCCAGCAUCCAGCCACGUCGUCAUGACGCUGUCAAGGGUGUUUGAGAGAUGAAAUGAAUGUGCUGAAUACACCUGCUGUGACAGGCAGGGCACUCUUGGUGAUGCAGCUCAGCUAGGCUGGCCCCAUAUUCCAGGAGAACAGAGGAGUCAGCAGUGAAAUCAGAGCUUUUCACCCUGGGGAUGAGAGCAAUCAAGUGAACAAUGACAUUCGGAUCAGACCCUCACUGAAGUGGCUUCGUGCAGGAAUUUGGCCCCAUAACUUGAUCUCCUCUGUGCUGUUUUUCAUCCAACUCAUCGAUAAAAUGAAGUUCAAGGACCCCAAACAACAUAUCCGGAUAUGACAGCCUUUUAGAUAUGUUUUAGAAUACUGAAUUUGUAUGCCAAAACUCCUUGUGGCCAAAUUCUGAUCCCACCUGCACCAUCAGUUCACUGCAGUGACUCCUGAGUGACACCAGUGUGAAACUGGAGUUUGUCUUUAGAGUAGUUCCAGUAUCUUCAUCCUGGAACUGUUUGCUCCUUUUUUAUACCAGUAAAAGCUCAACCCCCUCCUGUUAAUUAGUCACACUAUAUUUCAACGAUUAAACUAAUAAAAAAUAAGUGUGGAACAAUUAAAAUACAAAAAUUAAAUUAUUAUCCAAA